This is a messenger RNA of Hyaloperonospora brassicae, 735 nucleotides long. NCBI's taxonomy places the organism in Eukaryota, Oomycota, Peronosporomycetes, Peronosporales, Peronosporaceae. The record is from the annotation of a GenBank genome assembly.
AUGGUCAAGGUCCUCCCACCUCUCGCUCUUGCGAUCGUCUCGUCCAUCAACGGUGGCAUUCUGUCGAACCCGGUCGCAGGAGUGACGACUAACGUCAGGACGACGGACCCGAACCCGGUCGCAGGAGUGAUGGCGAGCGUAACGGCACCGGACCUGGCCUCAGCCACGAUCCAGGGAUCAGGCGUAGCCCGGGGAACACGGGUCGAAGACGCUGCUGAAGAAUCCAGCGACGAAGAAAGGUCUCUACCCAGCAUGAAGUCGACCUUUUUUGAAACCAUGGGAGGCUGGCUCGUCCGCGGAUCAAAGAAGGAUGGACCAAGCAACACUGAUUUUCCAUCGCUUGUCUCGAAGGUGACGCGCUUCGAACAAUCUGGUAACAAGCGCUUGCCAAAGAAGAGGCCACACCCUUUGCCGCAGCCCGGGGCACAGCGUUUGCCAAAGUCCGGGGCACAGCGUUUGCCAAGGAACGGGCCGCACCCUUUGCCGCAGCCCGGGGCACAGCAUUUGCCAAAGUCCGAGGCACAGCGUUUGCCAAAGAACGGGCCACACCCUUUGCCGCAGCCCGAGGCACAGCAUUUGCCAAAGUCCGAGGCACAGCGUUUGCCAAAGAAGGGGCCACACCCUUUGCCGCAGCCCGGGGCACAGCAUUUGCCAAAGUCCGAGGCACAGCGUUUGCCAAAGAAGGGGCCACACCCUUUGCCGCAGCCCGGGGCACAGCAUUUGACGCAGCCAUAA